Messenger RNA from Dermatophagoides pteronyssinus (European house dust mite), 771 nucleotides. RefSeq lists its product as uncharacterized. NCBI's taxonomy places the organism in Eukaryota, Metazoa, Arthropoda, Arachnida, Sarcoptiformes, Pyroglyphidae. The record is from RefSeq and is a predicted model, not a curated record.
CCAUUCCACAAUUAUAUUGUUCAUAUCAGUCGAUUGUAAAUUAUUUUGAUCAAAAUCAUUCUUUUUGAAACUCAAAUUUACGUGAAAAAAAUGAAAUUCAUUUUAGCCAUCAUCUCACUUACCCUUCUCAUCAAUGGCAUCAUUGCCGAUGAUAACAAUAAAGAACAAUUAUUGAAAAAAGGUGAAGAAAUUGGCAAAAAAGCUGAAGAUGCAUUGAAAAUGUUAAAAUCACAAAAUCGUAAUCGUGAAGCACGUCGUUUGGAAAAAGAUAUACCUUUGUUGGAAAAAUCGAUGCAAGAUUAUCGUAACACAAAAACCACUGAUGAUGAUGAUGAUAAAACAAAAAUACUUGAAAAAGAAUUAACAUUAUUGAUUAAGAAAAUGUCAUUGGAAAUUCAGAUGGCAUAUUCCGAUGAACCAGAUAUGCAUACAUUAUUAGUAAAUCGAGCCAAAGAUAUGGUUAAACGUGGUGAAAAAACUUUGGAAUUUUUAAAAUCAAAAAAUCGUCUUGAAGAUGGUAAAACAAUUGAAAAUGAUGUUAAUGGUUUGAAACAAAUUAUCGAUAAAGUUGAACAAGAAGAUGAUUUGAUCAAAUUGAAUGAUCUUGAAUUACAGAUGAUUAAAGCGGAAAACAAAUUGAGUAACGAUAUUUUCGAUAUAGUUAAUCCACAUUAGUUUUUUCUUCGAAUAAUAAAUUUAUUUUAAUUAAAGAAUUUGUAAUUUUUUUAAAAAUCAAUGAUAUCAAUAAAUUAUUUUAGACAAAAAUUCUUU